This is a messenger RNA of Tribolium castaneum (red flour beetle), 1105 nucleotides long. RefSeq lists its product as uncharacterized. The record is from RefSeq and is a predicted model, not a curated record. The coding region runs from base 142 to 1008 and encodes 288 amino acids. Gene Ontology annotation, molecular function: phosphatidylinositol bisphosphate binding. The transcript has 5 exons. Gene Ontology annotation, cellular component: membrane. NCBI's taxonomy places the organism in Eukaryota, Metazoa, Arthropoda, Insecta, Coleoptera, Tenebrionidae.
UUAAAAUAAUCAACUCGAAAUCUGAACUUUGUAACAGACAGAGAAUUCAACAGAUAAAGUUUUCUAUAAGGUUUCAAAUUCAAGAUUAUUCGAACAUUGUUUGUUUGAACGUUCUUGUGAACACAUACUCUGACUGGCAGGAUGGCACCUCCUUUUGAUUUGGACACCUCACCACUUAGCGAAGAAUCGCGUAAAAUUGCCGAACAGGAAUUGCGGGAGACGCCUGAAAACGUGGCCAAGGCUUUGCAGGAAUUAAGGGAACUUUUGAAAAAUGACGACACGAUGUACUUCAAAGAUGACGAUGAAACUCUUAUGAUUUUCUUGAGACCGUGCAAAUUUUACGCGAAAAGUGCCUACGAAUUGAUGAAACGCGUUAGCGAUUUCAAGCUGAAGUACAAAGACAAUCUAGAAAAUUUGAUGCCAGAAGAUGAAAAACAAGCAUUUACGGAACAUAAUGUCGUUAACGUUUUGACAAACAGAGACAACAAAGGAAGAAGAGUGCUUCUAGUCAAUGUUGGAGGGUCAUGGGACACUUCGAAAGUGACAUCGGACCAAUUGUUCCGUAUUUUCUACCUUAUCCACGAAGCGGCCGUUUUGGAGCCAGAAACCCAAGUGCGUGGGGUUGUUGUUAUAAUGGACUUCGAUGGUUUGAGUCUGAAACAAAUCUCUGCGUUCUCACCCGCUUUCAGUCUCAAGCUGCUUAGUUUUAUUCAAGAUGCAAUGCCGUUGAGACUCAAAGAAGUUCACAUGGUCAAACAACCCUUCAUUUUUAAAAUGGUUUGGCAAAUCUUCAAACCUUUUAUUAAGGAGAAACUAAAGAAUAGAAUUUUCUUCCAUGGAAGCAAAAUGUCCAGUCUUCACAAGUACAUUGAACCAUCGCAUCUGCCAAAAGACUACGACGGAACUAUGCCUAAAAUUGAUUACACAGGCGCUGACUGGUAUCCCUGCAUUGAGAAAUAUUCCGACCAUAUACGCACUUUUAACACCUUUGGAUACGUGAAGAAAUAGACUUGUGUUAAGCUUAAGCUCGACAUUAUAAUCAAUAUUCAUAACAAUUAUUAGUUAUCAUGUUAUCUUUUCAUAAAUAAAGACAUUCAAAAAUAUA